GAAGUUGCCAGGGACAGAAAACAUGGCAUUCGGAGGCAAGAUGAGUAAGUCGACCCCAAACCAUGUCAUCUUCAAGAAGAUCUCCCGGGACAAGUCGGUGACUAUCUACCUGGGGAAGAGAGACUAUAUAGACCACGUCAGUGAAAUAGAACCUGUGGAUGGAGUCGUGUUGGUUGAUCCUGAACUCAUCAAGGGAAAGAGAGUUUAUGUUUCUCUGACCUGCGCCUUCCGCUACGGCCAGGAAGACAUCGAUGUGAUUGGCCUCACCUUUCGAAGGGACCUGUAUUUCUCUCGCGUCCAGGUGUAUCCUCCUGUGGGGGUCAUACACACCCUCACAAAGCUGCAGGAAAGUCUGCUGAAGAAGCUGGGGGCCAACACCUACCCCUUCCUGCUCAUGUUUCCUGACUACUUGCCCUGCUCAGUGAUGUUGCAACCAGCUCCACAAGAUGUUGGGAAGUCCUGUGGGGUCGAUUUUGAGGUCAAAGCAUUUGCCACCGACAGCACAGAUGGCGAAGAGGACAAAAUUCCCCAAAAGAGCUCUGUGCGUCUGCUGAUCCGUAAGAUCCAGCAUGCACCGUCUGAGAUGGGCCCCCAGCCCCGAGCCGAGGUGGCCUGGCAGUUCUUGAUGUCGGACAAGCCCCUGCACGUAGCAGUCUUCCUCAGCAAAGAGAUUUAUUUCCAUGGAGAACCCAUCCCUGUGACAGUGACUGUGACCAACAACACAGAGAAAACAGUGAAGAAGAUUAAAGUGUUGGUGGAACAAGUGGCCAAUGUGGUCCUCUACUCCAGCGACUAUUACAUCAAGCCGGUGGCUAUGGAGGAAACACAAGAGAAAGUGCCCCCAAACAGCACUAUGACCAAGACGUUGACCCUGGUGCCCUUGCUGGCGAACAAUCAAGAGAGGAGGGGCAUUGCCCUGGACGGGAAGAUCAAACACGAGGACACGAACCUUGCCUCCAGCACCAUCAUCAAGGAGGGCAUAGACCGGACUGUCCUGGGCAUCCUGGUAUCCUACCACAUCAAGGUGAAACUCACAGUGUCAGGCUUUCUGGGGGAGCUGACCUCCAGUGACGUGGCCACUGAGGUGCCGUUCCGCCUCAUGCACCCCCAGCCCGGAGACCCAGCAACCAAGGACAGUUUUCAGGAUGAAAAUUUGGUUUUUGAGGAGUUUGCUCGCCAAAAUCUGAAAGAUGGGGCCGAAGUCAAGCAAGGGGAGAAAGACAAGGAGGAGGCCACCAAUGAUGAGUGA
Messenger RNA from Chrysochloris asiatica (Cape golden mole), 1249 nucleotides. It is a transcript of the gene SAG, whose product is annotated as S-antigen; retina and pineal gland (arrestin). The transcript has 15 exons. NCBI's taxonomy places the organism in Eukaryota, Metazoa, Chordata, Mammalia, Afrosoricida, Chrysochloridae. Gene Ontology annotation, molecular function: G protein-coupled receptor binding. Gene Ontology annotation, biological process: G protein-coupled receptor internalization; signal transduction. The record is from RefSeq and is a predicted model, not a curated record. Gene Ontology annotation, cellular component: photoreceptor outer segment; photoreceptor inner segment. The coding region runs from base 23 to 1249 and encodes 408 amino acids.